UUCAUCGUUGCCUCACCAGCAACGACCAUCCGCUAGCUAGUUUAGCGUCAGUCUGGAGGAGAAGCUAAGCUACAGAGACACCGGAACAUCUGUUUACUGCACUCUCUUUGGUUAUGUAUUGCUCUUGAAUUUACUGAGGUUAACAGUCGUCCAAGUGACUAAAUCGAAGGCCCGGUCGAAGAUGCAGUUCAUGCUGUUGUUCAGCCGGCAGGGAAAGCUGCGCUUACAGAAAUGGUACGUGCCCCUGUCUGACAAGGAGAGGAAGAAGAUCUCCAGAGACCUGGUCCAGACCAUACUGGCCAGGAAGCCCAAGAUGUGCAGCUUCUUGGAGUGGAGGGACCUCAAGAUUGUGUACAAGAGAUACGCGAGCCUGUAUUUCUGCUGUGCGGUCGAGGAUCAGGAUAAUGAGCUGAUCACCCUGGAGAUCAUCCAUCGAUACGUGGAGCUGCUGGACAAAUAUUUUGGCAGCGUGUGCGAGUUGGAUAUCAUCUUCAACUUUGAGAAGGCCUACUUCAUCCUGGAUGAGUUCCUGCUGGGCGGAGAGGCCCAGGAGACGUCCAAGAAGAACGUGCUGAAGGCCAUCGAGCAGGCCGACCUGCUGCAGGAGGAGGCCGAGGCACCACGGAGCGUUUUAGAAGAAAUUGGGCUGACAUAAGUCACCGUGCUGUUCCUCCUCCCGGCUGCAGAUCUGGCAACCCCUCCACGUCUCCAUCCCGUCUUCUCCUGUUGUCCCCCCGUGUCAGUGUUGUGUGUGUAUAUAAUCCCCACCUAUGUGCUGUAUUGCUCUGUUCUGUACUAUCCAGUAAUGCCCUUUUUAAUUUGGUGCCAACUGUGGUUUGAAUGUGUCUCCUAUGUACAAUCUCCCUCGCUGUAUUCUGCAGUACUGUUAGCAUAACGUCACUUCUUAAAACUCCACACAGUACAAUGUAGCGACGACAUGAAAACUGCAGCAUCAUAUUAAGAGAUCCAUCACCGCCGAUUGCAGGCUUGCAUGUGCUGUUUGGCUUACGAGGACUUUUUAAAGGUGCUUCUUCUGUAUGUAUAACCUUCACAUUUGAGUCUUGGAGCUAAGCGUCCGAAUCAUCAUUCGAAACUGAUUCUGUCCUCUGCACACAUAAAAAACAGGUUUUUACCUUGUUUCUCAAGAGCAAAAUAUUAAAGCAUUAUUUCAUUAAAUAUAAAUCUGGCAAAGAACCAUCAGUAGUUAACAGGAUAACUAAUAAAAGGUUUAAGUUUGGUUCAUUGACAAUAUGAGCAAGAGCAUAUGUCAUUUCGGACUGUUUUGGAUUAGGGGAGAGGCACAGUUUGGGAAAUGAGUUUUGUAUUUAUCAUGUGGUGAAUGGAAUAUUUUUUUUAUCCAGACGCUUAAGAGAGUCUUUGAGGACUCUAGAAAUACCUUCAGAACAGCAGCAAGUGUUACUAAAUGACCCGUUUUUGUUUUGUUUCAAACGGUCGUAUAUUUAUUUUUUGUCAGUCGUGACUCGUGUAACGGUAAUACAUGAGAAGCACCAGCUUCACUGACACGUUUACAAUCACUAUCACAAUAUCACAUAGUGACACGGGUCAACUCAACCCACCACCGAAGUGAAAUGAAACAAUUACCCAUGAUCAGUAUCGGCGUACAUGAUCUGUAGGUUUUGGUGAUUCCUCUCCAGAAAUUAACCAUUUCUUUUUCUAAACUAAAAUGUUUACCUUUGGGUAACCGUGAGCUGUUUGUCACUGGUGUCAUGUUUGUUGAAAUUGUCAUCGUGUCGUAAACUUUUCUGUCAAUUGACUUAUUUUCCUGGGAAAAAAAUAAACCCGCUUAGUGUUAAGUCAGGAAUAGGUAGUGAUCAAAACAAAAUAAACUAUUUUAUGUAUUGUGAUACUUAAGUCUUUAAGCCUAACACAUGACCAAAGAACACUGUGUUUUACCGGCUCUAUGGUGUCUAUGGAAAGCUAACAUGGCAGAAAAAGGGAUUUAGAACUGCAGGGUGUUUGACAAAACAUGUGGGGAUUACUCGGCCACAAUAUACCAGUAUUAUGUAAUUAUUCCUAUCCGUUAGGAGACAGGUCCAUCUCCAGUUUCUUUAUGGAGUCGGAACGAAAGAAUAUGAACUGCACAUAUCAGGGUAGGUCAUUAAUAUUCAUCACUGUCGGUUCGUUCACUUGUCAGCAGGAAAACGAGCCCAACAAGUGAUGAACAGAAGCUCAUCCAAACUUUUUAUCUGCAUUCUUAAAACCACAAAGUGUUUUUGUUGAACAUUCAUAAGUAAUUAUGGUUCAUCUUUAAUUUGUGCAAAAGAGAUCACUUUUUGUAUUAACCACUGCCAACACAUUUGCCAACUUUUUUUUCCUUAUAUUUGAAAGUUAUUAACAAUAAAUGUAUCCAAAAAAAAAAA
Molecule: messenger RNA, 2381 nt
Organism: Anarrhichthys ocellatus (wolf-eel)
Lineage: Eukaryota; Metazoa; Chordata; Actinopteri; Perciformes; Anarhichadidae
Product: AP-1 complex subunit sigma-2
Exons: 5
Coding region: 182-655 (157 amino acids)
Biological process (GO): intracellular protein transport; vesicle-mediated transport
Cellular component (GO): AP-1 adaptor complex; membrane coat
Molecular function (GO): clathrin-cargo adaptor activity
Source: RefSeq, a predicted model, not a curated record